Molecule: messenger RNA, 4351 nt
Organism: Salvia miltiorrhiza (redroot sage)
Lineage: Eukaryota; Viridiplantae; Streptophyta; Magnoliopsida; Lamiales; Lamiaceae
Product: pentatricopeptide repeat-containing protein At4g19440, chloroplastic-like
Exons: 4
Coding region: 267-2834 (855 amino acids)
Molecular function (GO): protein binding
Source: RefSeq, a predicted model, not a curated record
UCAUAAACCCUGAUUCUCCCUCCCACUCUACUCCUACCCAGUCAGAGGGUUUACGGUGUUUGGAUCUGAUAGAUUCAGAAACCCGACCCGUUACCCGUGUAGGACCCGUUCUCUCUCACUCGCCCUUCGUGGCCUCUUCUCUUCCGCUACCAAAAAACUUCUCCCGACUUUGAUGGCGUCGCCGCCACCAUCCCCUCUUUCCAAAAACACACCACCUCUCUAGACCUCCACUUUUUCCACACAUUCCAAACACAUCCAAGCUCUACAUGGAGAUGAGAAGAUCCGCGGUCCAGAAAGCCGCCGCCGCCGCUGCCGCUGCCGCCAUCAACACCGCCGCAAUACUCUUCCCUCCGAUCAAACGACCCCUAACCGUUUGGCCCCAUCCUUUACAACGACCGGAAAAUCUAAACACAAAACCUAAACCGAAAGAAGCGUGCCAAUCAGAUUUCGUGGCGACGCCCCCUGCUUCAGCUGCAUUUGAUCAGCGGUUUCUUGACACGAAAAGUUUGUCUUCUAUUCUAUCGGCACCGAGUUUGAAUUCAUUUCAGUGUAGCGAUUUGCUAAAAGAUUUGAAUCCUCAUCAAUUUGAUUCUAUUUUCUGGGAAAUUCAUAAAAAUGUUGAUCCUUCCACUGCAUUGAAGUUCUUUUACAUUGCGGGGAACGGCCACAGCUUUAAAUUCACGCUUAGAUCCUAUUGUGUAUUGUUCCACUUGUUACUUUCUAAGAAUCUUGAUGCAGCUGCUCGAUUGCUCUUGAAAAGAUUUAUUGAUGGGAAUUUGCCCAUGACAUUGAGGGAUGAUAUUGUGGAUUUGCAUAGGGAGAUCGCCACUGUUUUGGUGGAUGUUUGUUUGGGUUCGGAGCAAUUUAGGGGAGGGGUCAGAGGGUUUGAUAUUUUGGUUCAUCUUUAUGCUAGUGACCUUAAGAGCUUGGGGUUUGAUGUUGCAAUGGAUGUGUUUAGGCUGUUAGCCAGUAGAGGAUUUGUCCCAUCUUUCAGGACUUGCACUUUUUUUAUGAGCUCACUUGUUAAGGGAGACGAACCGGAGAAAGGCUAUGAAGUUUUUACUAUUGUUUCGAGCCAAUUUUCGCCAGAUGUUUACUUAUACAGUAUUGCAAUAAAUGCACAGUGCAAAAGAGGUAAGGUUGAGGAGGCAAUCGAACUGUUUAAGCAAAUGGAGAGUAAAGGCGUUGCGCCGAAUGUUGUUACAUAUAAUAACCUUAUGCAUGGCCUUUGCAAAAGUAGGAGACUGGAAGAGGCAUUUCAGCUUAAGGAGAGAAUGGUAGAUAAGGGGAUGAAACCAACUCUUGUUACUUAUGGUGUGCUGAUUAACUGUCUGAUGAAACUUCAGAAAUACGGUGAAGCUGAUUGUGUCUUGACAGAGAUGUCAAGUAAGGGGCUUAUUCCCAAUGUUGUUGUUUAUAACACAUUGAUUCAUGGGUUUUGUGAGAUGGGAAAUGUGGCAAUUGCCGUGAAGUUAAAGGAUGAUAUGUCAUUACUAGGUGUUAUUCCAAAUUCAGUUACUUAUAAUACUCUCAUAAAUGGACUCUGCAAGGACAAUCAAAUAGAUUUAGCUGAUCAGUUCUUAAGAAAGAUGAUAGAAGAAGGUUUAAGUAUAAACUUAGGUACUAUAGAUUCUGUCAUUCAUGGAUUAUGUAAAAACUUAAGAUUUGACUCAGCUCUUAGGUAUACCAUGUUAAUGAUCUUUAAGAAUUUGAGGCCUCGCAAUGUGUUGCUGACAACUUUGAUGAGUGGACUUUGCCGGAAUCAUAAGCAUUCAGAAGCCUUGAAACUAUAUUAUGGUGUACAGGGUACAGGAGUUGCUGCCAAUACAGUGACCUCAAACGCUCUUGUUUUUGGACUUUGUGAAAUUGGUAAGCUGCAAGAAGCCAAAUCUAUCAUCAAGAGCAUGUCGGAUUGUGGUGUUAGUUUGGAUACUUUCACGUACAAUGCACUAAUCUAUGGGUGUUGCAAAGAGGAUAGGUUGGAGAUUGGCUUUAAGCUCAAGGAAGAAAUGAUUGAUAAAGGAAUCUCUCCAGACACCGUGACAUACAACGUGCUGAUAAACGGAUUACUUAAAAAGGGUAAAAUGGAUGAAGCUCUGAUGCUUUGGCAUGAAUGCCGAAGGAAUGAUCUUGUUCCGGAUGUUUAUUUGUAUGCGGUAAUGAUAGGUGGGUAUUGCAAUCGUGAUAAGUUUGAAGAGGCUAUGAAUUUCCUUGAUAUGUUGCUCCAGCAGAAUGUUACGCCGAAUUCUGUUGUAUAUAACAUACUCAUUAGAGCAUACUCUAGGGUUGGAAACAUGCCAGAGGCCUUUAAACUCCUUGAUGAGAUGAGAAGCAAAGGUAUUCCAUGCACCCUCGCCACCUAUACUUCUCUAAUACAUGGAAUGGGCAAUCUUGGCAGAGUAGGUGAAUCGACAUAUCUGCUUGAUGAAAUGAGAAAGGAUGGUUUGCAGCCUGAUGUAGUAUGUUACACUGCACUAAUUGGUGGUUAUUGUAAGCUAGGCCAGAUGAAUGAAGUAACGAGUCUCUUGCAGGAAAUGUCUUCAUUUAACAUACAACCGAACAAGAUUACUUAUACAAUAAUAAUCUAUUGGUACUGCAAGUUGGGUAGGAAGGCAGAGGCUGCUCAGAGUCUGAGGGAAAUGCUAAGCAAAGGAAUCGCUCCUGAUUCUGUGACUUUCAAUGUACUGUUACAUGGAUUCAGCAAGGAAGGGGAUGCAAAGGAAGUUUUCUCUCUGUGGGAACACAUGUCUGAUAGAGGAAUAAAUUUAGAUGAUGUUACACAUACUUCAUUGGUUCACCGUAUGUCCCAGCAAUCAAAGACUGAAAAUGACUAACUCUGGACUGCUUUGGGACAUGAAGAUUGGAUCAUGAGAUCAUCCAACAAACAAAAAAAUAGGUCUGUCAGCAUCUGACUUCGCCGGGCUGACCUUGAGUGCACAUCCAUUGAUUCAAUCUCAGACUGCAUGGACUACAAGGCUGUUCCAAGAACUGGACUCCCAAAUCCAAAGUCUAAUUCAGCAACUGGGAAUCUUCUACCUGAUGAUAUUACGAUUGUUGGCCCCAUGAGACCGAGAACACUCUUUGCUAACAUCAGUCCAGGUGAUGAAUGAUUCAUCCAAGGACGGAUCAUAUCUGGGAGGGAGCCUGGCAAGAAGACCUCUGCUAUGAUCUGGGGAACAAGAUAUUGGUUUUUUCAUGGCUAUCUCAGACCAUGUCACCAGGAACUUGCCGAAGGCACUUGCAUCACCUAGUGCAUGGUCAAAUGUGAACGUCAUUGAUAUGCCUCCACAGAUGUAGGAUGUGAUUUGGACUUGCACUGGAAAGAAGUGUUCGGUGGAGACUAGUUUCCCUUGGAAAGACUGAUUGAGAUUGUAAAAGUCAAACUCCUUCAGCGGAAUGCUUGCUUGUGCUUCUGUGACAAGUGCUCCACUAUUGUCGCAGAUGAUCUCAGGUUCGCCUGAUUUCUUAUUUUCAGAAAUCGUACCUGCAAAAGGAUAGAAAUGGCUGAGGCAUUGAGAAAGAGAUUCAAUCAGGGUAUUACUGAUCGAGUGAAUGCUUUGUGGUUUACUAUAGAAGUAAAUGUAUGUCACUGGAAAUCGGCCAGAUAAUAGGUCAAGAUUUGAAAGGGAAAUAAUAUGCCUCUCUGGUAAAGGAUCUGCUGCUUUGACAAUGGUUUUUCUAACUAUCUUGACCUCAAAUUUUCCAUGGAUGACAUUUUCGCUUGCCAUUUGGAAUACGAAUUAGGGUAACGAGUGAAAAGUGGUGUUUGAUCUUCUGGUGGCAGUUCCUAUCUUGGUUAUAUAGUCUGCAGGGAGACGGCACAGAAAGCAAAUCCUGCUGUGGUGCUUGGUGGCCAAAUCAACACUCCUUUCACUCUACACCGUUGAUGAGCGAUGUGGAAUGCGACAUCACUACAUCUGUCGCGAACAAUGGGAGUUCAGUUCUCCUCGGCCGUUGUUGGUGCUGAAACACACUCCCCACUACGACCUUUCUGCCUAAAAGAAGUAAGUGGUUCUUGACCCAAUUGAAAAAACCCAUGAUGCAGUUGAGUGAAUCUGUUUUCACUCGGAAUAUUCUCGUGAUUACUGGAAGAUGGCAUAGUGGUUGGAACUAUGAAAUUAAAUUGUAGCCAUAUUAUAUGGGGGAGACAAAACAAUCCCUCCACUUGCUUCUGUCUUUUGGUUGGAAGUUGUUCACAUUUGUACCAUUAUAAGUCCUAACCAUUGAAAUUUUUUUGUAUGUGUAUAAUGUGAUGUAAUAGAUGAAUGUAGUAAUUGUAAUAACCAUAUCCAGUUAAGGAUAAUAUGUUCAUCGUCUAUCUUCAAUAGUAAUAGAUUUUUCAUUAAAUAUA